CGACGCUUUCGAGAUUAAGUUCCACUUCCACACGUUGCUUAACUCGACAAAAACUACAGAACCUUCGACCUCCUUACAACAGCGGAUUGAAUAAUCCAAAUCUUCCUCGACCUGCCACAGCAAUUCUCGGUUCUUAGCCGACGACUGCGUCAAUAUUCAAGAGCCUGGCCUCGCCCAAUCUCGGAUUCCUUGUUCGUUGCUUGUAGCUGGGAAUUUCUAUUUCUCAGCCGGCGACUGCCAAAAGCAAUCCACGGCCUACAUCGUUCUUUACUUUCCGGUGUGGGGGUUUAUUAUUUUUAGCUGAUCGGAGCUAGCUGUACCAAGGAAGAGGGGAAAGUACGAUGGACUGGGGAAGUGUAACUGCUGAUGAUCUGAUUGGAGCUCUAAGAGAAGUCGACUGGUCUUCUCCGCCUCGUCCGCUCAACGAAUUCUUCUCCAAAUUCAGCAUCACCCGAUCUUACCCUAAGUGGAGCAGCCGCCUCAAAUGCAAUCUGUAUUACUACAGGACGAACUACUUCAUUUUGAUUAUGCUCAUUCUUGGUGUUGCUUGUAUCAUGAGGCCUUUAGCAAUAGUUGCUGCUGCUUUGACUGCUCUAAGCUUUGCUUUCCUUAACGAUAGUUUUGCAGUCACCUUCAGUGAGAAGACGACAAGAACUGUGAGGAAGUUUUCUCCUCAUUUGGCAGCAAAGAUGAGGCCUCCUCACAUGCCUGUCAUCCGCGGCCGCCCAUCGUCCAAGAAGACAAUGUACAUCUGUGGUCAGCCUCGUGGAGUCUUUGUUUUCGUAUUCACAUCCGCCAGUUUGAUUUUGUGGUUUGCUUCAGGCAGCUUGCCCACUGUUCUGUGGGCACUCGUGAUUGCCCUUCUUGCGACCAUCAUCCAUGCGAGUGUCAGAACACCUAAUCUCAAAGCAAGGCUCAAUACAUUCAGGGAGGAGUUCCGCGAAGUCUGGCGCAACUACAGCGACCUGUGAUUGGCUACGGCAACCAUUUGAUGACAUCCGUCCAUUGCUGUAUUUGCCAUAAUCCUCCACGGUGAUCCUCCUUGAAUGAGGAGAUGUUUCUGCUAGUUGUCAUUGCAAGAUGUUCGCCAAAGCUUCGCACAUCUCUUCUUCUAGGUCCAAGGUUCGGGGUAGCAUUUACCUACAGGAAAAGAAAAAGAAAAAAGAUAUGGUUUUGUUAGAGCUGUGUGUUGUAAAUUUUCGUCUAGGCACAUAACAGAUCUCUGUGCAAGAUGCUUUCUUGUCACCCUUUUCACUUGUGAACUUGAAUGGAAUGGUAGUACCUAGUAGUCUAGUACUAGUGGCGUCCAAGAUUGCUAAUUGUGUAUCCUGGAUCGUGGGAAGCAUAAAGGAUUAUAUGAUUUCUUCAUUUCUAUCAGCUUCUUUCGUCCUCAACUUAUCUGUAACAUAUAAAGUAUCCAUUUAAUCAAGGUUUUACAAAUGUUUGUAGG
Linum tenue is the source of this 1450-nucleotide messenger RNA. Lineage: Eukaryota; Viridiplantae; Streptophyta; Magnoliopsida; Malpighiales; Linaceae. The record is from the annotation of a GenBank genome assembly.